AACCCGGCAUUCUCCGUGCCUUUUAUGUGGUAGACAAACAGCUCGCCUACAGUUUGACUGAGAUUGGUUUUGGCAUAACGGAGUUCGCGUGACAUCCACGAAAGAAGUUCAACAUCACCUCCUGUAAAUACGCAACUGCUUCAUAUUAUUAAACUUCAGGCUAUCUAGCCUAAGGACAGGUCAGCGGCAUUUCAGAAGAUAACGAUUUUAUAGCAAGCUAACUGGAUUUACUGGCGUGUCUACGAUGUCAUUUGCACGAAUUUGGAGCGUAACACUUCUGUGUGUCGUAGCCCUCAUCUCGAAUGUUGCAGGUAAAGUGCUGCCCACCAAUUCGGAUGCCCUGCUUGGCGCCUCUGCAGCUUCCGCCACAUCCAGCCCCCCUGACGUUUAUCUCCCGGCCAACUUCAAGCUCUCUAAUGCCCAGCUGGCCUUCUUCCUACGAGAGGCUAGAGGGCCAGCUCAGGGCAGCCAGAAUGGGCACCCUCUGCAGCGCUCUGAAAGCUUUGUGGUCUUCCAAACCAAGGAGCUGCCAGCGGUGAACAUCACCUUUGGACCCUUCUCGCAGGACCAGACCCUCUCUAAGGACCUGCUCCAGCCGUCCAGUCCCUUGGAGAUCCCCAGCAGACUGACCGUCAACUGGAAGGUGCGAGCCUUCAUCGUGCAGUCCAGAGUGUUCUCCAGCAACCCUAUCGUGCAGGUGCUGUUCUACAUCGCCGGCAGGGACUGGGAUGACUUCAAAGUUCUGGACAAGCUCCCCUGCGUCAGACUUCAUGCGUUCAGGGACGUGCGUGAGAUCAAGACCUCCUGCCGGCUACGAGGGAACCUGGCCCAGUGCCUGGCCCAGCUGGUGCUCCCUGGGAACUGGUUCAACACCAACGUGGCGCCCCUGGGCCGCAGGAAAGCCGUGGAGGGCCUGGAGCUGAGCGGGGAGACCCUCCAGGCGGAGCUGUACUACACUGUCCAUGACCCAGACAGCAACGGGGAGUGCGGAGACACCUCCGCCCGUAGGGGCGGAGGCGGAUCCAGGGGAGAGAUGCCCACGCAGCACCCUCUGCUCCGCAUCGGGAGCAUCAGCUUGUACCAGCCCAACCAGGAACAGAUGUUUGUGGACAAGCAGCUGGACAAGAACAUAUUUCUGCGUCUGCCAGAGAAACCGCUCAAACCAGGCGAGACCCUCAACAUCUACCUGUUCCUGGUGCCCAACUCCACUGUCGAGCAGUUCACCCUCAAGGUGAAAGCAAAGAAAGGGGUGAAUCUUCUCAAUACCAGAUCUAAGAGCUCUCAGUGGAAUGUGGAAUGGGUGGUACAGUCUGGGGCCAAGCACUCGAUCGCCACUAUGGACGUCACCAAGAACAAAGGAGUGCAGCUUGGGGAUGUCACCACCAACAUCGAGGUCAUGCAGCUAGACUUUGAGAUGGAGAACUUCACCAGCCAGUCGGUGACCCGCAGAAUCAACUGGAACAUCGACUACCGGGGUCAGAACCCACCUCCAGACUCUGAGAAGGUGGUGACAGAGCUGACUGUGGUCCAGCAAGACAUCCAAGCCAUCAUCCCUCUCUCUAUGGACACUGAGAUCAUCAACACCGCAGUUCUGACCGGCCGGACAGUCGCCAUCCCAGUGAAGGUUGUCUCCAUAGAAAUGAGCGGUGUCGUCACUGAUGUCUCAUCCUUUGUCGAGUGCAAGACCUCCAACGAGGACAUUGUUAAGGUGUCCAUAAACUGUGACUACGUGUUCGUGAACGGGAAGGAGACGCGCGGCUCCAUGAAUGCCAGGGUGAUCUUCAGUUACGAACAUCUGAGCGCGCCUCUGGAGCUGACAGUGUGGGUGCCCAAGCUGCCCCUGCAAGUGGAGCUGUCGGACAGCCGACUCAGUUUCAUCAAAGGCUGGAGAGUCCCCAUCCUGCCAGACCACAGAACCACCAGAGACAGCGAUGACGAGGACGAGGAUGACCGGAAGGUGAGCCGAGGCUGCACCCUCCAGUACCAGCACGCCCUGAUCAAGGUGCUGACCCAGUUCCACACCACUUCCACUGAGGGGACCGACCAGGUCAUAACCAUGCUGGGGCCGGACUGGCAGGUGGACGUCACCGAUCUGGUGCAGGACUCCCUGAAGGUGGCCGACCCCAGGGUGGCGGAGCUGGUGGACCGCACUGUCCUGGUGGGCUUGGAAGUUGGAACCACCACGCUGAAGGUAGAGUCUCCUCUAGCUGUGGAAGCUGUACUGGGAGAGACCUCUUUCUCUGUCAUCGAUGAUAAGGUGUCUAUCCAGGAGCUGCGGGUUCAUGCCAUCUCAGGCCUCUCUCUGACACUGCAGCCCAGCCCUGGUAACAGCCACACCAUGGUCGCCAAGGCAACAGGCCUGCAAACGCUGUCCACUCCUAAGCAGGAGGCAAGUCUCUCCAUCUGGAUUUAUUACAGUGACAACACAGCAGCUCCUCUGAGCCUCUUUGACCCGAAAGACUACAACCUGAAUGCCUCUACUCUGAAUGACAAAGUGGUAACCGUGUCCCAGGACCCACAGCUGCGGUGGCCGGUCAUUGUGGCGGAGAGCGAGGGGUCCGGAGAGGUGGUCCGCCUGGAGAUGACCAUCUGCGAGGCUUGCCAGAAGACCAAACGCAAGAGCGUCAUCGCCUCUGCCCCAGUGUAUGUCAAAGUACACUUUGGGCCGGAGGACGACUCUGAGGAAGAGAACGAGGACUACCCAGGAGGCCGCGGGGGGCAGGGGGCGGUGCCUGGCCACGGUGAGAGCGAAGAGCCGGCCAACACCAGGAGACCAUUCGACCCCAGCAUCGGUGGGGGGAGUUAUGAAGCAGCCAAUGAACAGCCUGCGAGCGUGCCCAUCGACUACACCAACUUCCCGACCAUCAGCAACCCGGAAAGGCCCACGGAGGGAGAGGAGGAUGAGGAGGAGGACUUCAGCCACCGUCCCCGCAGCAUGACCGACCUGGAGAUCGGCAUGUAUGCCCUGCUGGGGGUCUUCUGCCUCGCCAUCCUGGUCUUUCUCAUCAACUGCAUCGUCUUCGUCCUCAAGUACCGCCACAAGCGUAUCCCCCCAGAGGGACAGGCCAACAUGGACCAUUCCCACCACUGGGUGUUCCUGGGGAACGGGCAGCCGCUGCGGGCGCAGAGCGACCUCUCACCCCAGCAGGUGGAGAGUCCCAGCAACCCCCUGGAAGGGGUGCAGACUUGCUGCCACGGGGAUCACCACAGCAGCGGCAGCUCACAGACCAGCGUGCAGAGCCAGGUGCACGGGCGGGGAGACGGAAGCUCGGGGGGCUCCACCAAGGAGCACAGUGAGGAGCCCAACUCGCCCACCUCGAAGCGCAAGCGGGUCAAGUUCACCACCUUCACCACCCUGCCCAAUGAGGAAAUGCCCUACAACUCCAUCCCCAUUGCUGACGAGGAGGACAUUCAGUGGGUCUGCCAGGACAUGGGCUUUCAGGACCCAGAGGAACUGCACGACUACAUGCGCAGGAUAAAGGAAAUAGCCUAGUGGUGGGGAGAGGGGCACGUUCUGCCACCGAGCUUUGAGAACUUUUCCUCUCUCUUUGUCUUUUUUCACUUUAGUGGAGAUAUCUUUUCACAAAAACCUUGGUUUCUCUCUUUUUUCUGUUGCACAGUGCUGUUUCCUGUACACAUGCUCACUUCUUGGA
Megalops cyprinoides (Indo-Pacific tarpon) is the source of this 3653-nucleotide messenger RNA. RefSeq names its product transmembrane protein 132E (gene tmem132e). Lineage: Eukaryota; Metazoa; Chordata; Actinopteri; Elopiformes; Megalopidae. The transcript is spliced from 9 exons. Bases 245 to 3493 code for a protein of 1082 amino acids. The record is from RefSeq and is a predicted model, not a curated record.